Messenger RNA from Anopheles cruzii, 3386 nucleotides. It is a transcript of the gene w, whose product is annotated as protein white. Gene Ontology annotation, cellular component: plasma membrane. The transcript has 4 exons. The record is from RefSeq and is a predicted model, not a curated record. Bases 137 to 2254 code for a protein of 705 amino acids. Lineage: Eukaryota; Metazoa; Arthropoda; Insecta; Diptera; Culicidae. Gene Ontology annotation, molecular function: ABC-type transporter activity; ATP binding; ATP hydrolysis activity. Gene Ontology annotation, biological process: transmembrane transport.
UUAAUAACUACAACAACUGCAAAAGCAUCUAUAAUUCUAAUAUUUGACACAGCAAAAGCGAGUUUGGGCGCCUCGCUUUAAGAUAGAAGAAUUAGAAUAUUGAAAUCGAUCGGACAGUGGUUUUAGUGGUAGCAGAAUGACCAUCAACAACGAUGACCAUGGUGAUAGUGACAACAGAAACUAUAUUACAUCAACAAGGACCUGUAGUACUAAUAGCUACGUGGAGCAGUCGAUGGAUGACGAAGGUAUCGAUACGAUGCUGACAAAUGACAAGGCAACGCUCAUACAGAUGUGGUCCCCGAAGAGCUAUGGUUCAGUGAGGGGUCAAAUACCUAAACAAGAUCGCCUCACUUACACUUGGCGUGAACUUGAUGUGUUCGGUGAAGCACCGAAAGACGAGAACAAACGCGAAUCACUAUGCAACCGCCUUCGCUACUGCCUGCGCCAGCACAAGGACAUCAAUCCGCGCAAACACCUAUUGAAGAACGUCACCGGUGUGGCAAAAAGUGGCGAGCUACUGGCCGUCAUGGGAAGCUCUGGAGCAGGCAAAACCACGCUGCUCAAUGCACUCGCAUUUCGAUCACCUUCUGGAGUGAAGAUAUCGCCGAAAGCAGUUCGUGCACUGAACGGAAUACCGGUAAAUGCGGAGCAGUUGCGAUCCCGGUGUGCCUACGUUCAGCAGGACGACCUGUUUAUACCAUCGCUCACGGCUAAAGAGCACCUCGUUUUUCAAGCCCUGCUCCGAAUGGGGCGCGACGUACCACACACCGUCAAACUGCAUCGUGUUGACGAAGUGCUGCAAGAUCUAUCGCUCACGAAGUGCGCAGACAUAAUCAUCGGUGCACCUGGUCGCACAAAGGGCCUUUCUGGUGGGGAGCGUAAGCGAUUAGCGUUCGCAUCCGAAACGCUCACUGAUCCGCAUCUGCUCCUGUGUGACGAACCGACAUCAGGACUAGACUCGUUCAUGGCACAUAGUGUCCUACAGGUUUUGAAGGGUAUGGCGAUGAAAGGCAAAACUAUUGUCUUCACAAUUCAUCAGCCUUCAUCCGAGCUGUACUGUUUAUUUGAUCGCAUUUUGCUGGUUGCGGAGGGUCGUGUGGCAUUCCUUGGAUCACCUUAUCAGUCGGCGGAGUUUUUUUCGCAGUUGGGAAUACCUUGUCCACCAAACUACAAUCCGGCUGACUUCUACGUACAGAUGCUUGCGAUUGCUCCGGCCAAAGAAACCGAGUGCCGGGAAACUAUUAAAAAAAUCUGUGAUUCCUUUGCAGUCAGUCCUCUUGCGCGCGAAGUCCUUGAUACUGCAUCUGCUACUAGUAGCAUUAAAGCAAGUGGUGGAGCUAAUGGUAUAAACACACAAGAUGCUUAUUUUCUGCAACCGUUGGAUGCUACCUAUGGAAUCGGAUACCGUUCAAGUUGGUGGACCCAAUUUUACUGCAUACUGUGGCGUUCUUGGUUGAGUGUGUUAAAGGAUCCCAUGCUAGUGAAAGUUCGGCUUUUGCAGACGGCGAUGGUGGCAUCGCUUAUCGGCUCAAUUUAUUUUGGUCAGGUUCUUGACCAAGACGGUGUGAUGAAUAUCAACGGUUCCUUGUUUCUGUUUCUAACCAACAUGACCUUCCAAAACGUAUUCGCCGUUAUCAACGUAUUCUCUGCCGAGUUGCCUGUGUUCCUGCGCGAGAAACGCUCACGUCUCUACCGCGUCGACACGUACUUCCUUGGGAAAACGAUUGCUGAACUGCCGCUAUUCAUCGCCGUACCAUUCGUAUUCACUUCCAUCACCUACCCAAUGAUCGGGUUGAAGGCAGGUGUUUCGCACUAUCUCACGACACUUUUUGUUGUUACGCUCGUUGCCAACGUUUCUACCUCCUUUGGGUACCUCAUAUCCUGCGCCAGCUCUUCUAUUUCGAUGGCUCUCUCUGUGGGGCCUCCAAUCGUGAUUCCAUUUCUCAUCUUUGGUGGUUUCUUUCUCAACUCGGCAUCGGUUCCGCCAUAUUUCAAGUACCUUUCAUACUUGUCCUGGUUUCGGUAUGCAAACGAAGCAUUGCUCAUAAACCAAUGGAGCACUGUCGGUGAUGGUGAAAUUGCAUGUCCGCGUUCCAAUGUCACCUGUCCACAAUCAGGUGAAAUCAUUCUGCAAACGUUUAAUUUUCGUCCUGAAAACUUUACCCUCGAUAUUAGUUGUCUGAUUGGACUAAUCAUCCUCUUUCGAAUGGGUGCCUUGUUUUGCCUUUGGUUGCGUUCGCGCAGCAAGGAGUAACCGUUCUCGAUAGCACAUAAAGCUCUUAAAUUGUUUACCCUUCACUCGUUUUCGCAAAAAGUAACAGAACAUCACACGGUUCUUCUUCGAUUCAACAAUGUUUUUCGAAAAAUUAUAUUACAGGUGUGUAUGUGUGCUAAACAACAUGUUUUUUUUUUAUUUCACUAUAUUCGUCAUGGUAAUCUUAUUCAACGCUUAAACGCACAAUCUUUCAUCAAUCAAUCGGCGAUGAGCCAACACUUGUCCAAGCAAUCAACAAUAGACUGAUCACUCAAAAUGGCCGAACUUGUCACCAUAAGUGAGUGAGUGUAACUCCGAAAUUCAACCCCACAAGUUAAAAAAAGAAACAAUAUGCCUUGCUCAGCGUAACACGCACCUUUGAAGUUGUUCGUUCAGCAAGCUUUUGUAUUACUGGACAUUAAAUUCAGUAUAUCAAUUUCAAAGAAAAUUAAAACACCGAAAAGGAUCGGUGUCUCAUUGGAAACAUAAACAAAUUGAAACAUUUAACCUAUAUAGACAUACCAGCUACGAAAUCAAAUGUUUGAAAUGAAAAAUUCUAUUUUAUUCAAAGUAUGUGCCAUCGCUAGAUACACAUUCCUCCUAUCUCUCUACUAAAUCGUGGAUUCCACGCCGAAGGAAAAGAAUUCGGUUUCACCAGGUUUUGGGAGCUCGCGGCACACGACACCUUUCUGGUCCCACCAGACACACAGCAUUGUCUUUUUACCGAAUCGAUCUGGUUUUGCAGUAGAAGUUGAUGGUUUUCCCGGGCUAACCCAAGAUUUCAUUUUAGGCUUCCUGAAAUGAAUCCACUUCCUAUACCCAAUCACGAUCUGAUGGAGCAAUAACUUCCUUUUGUACCUAGCGAGCAGAAUUUUACAUGUGGUUUUUCGGUUUCCGUGCUGUAUUUCGUUCACUUCAUUUUCUAAUUGUUGGAGCAUCCACCGUAUUCAUCACAUUUGGCUCCUAAUGGCUUCCAUCGGUUACCACACCUAAAACAAAUCAUGCGUGGAACGCGCUUUUCAUCAAAUGAUUGAUCAAAGCUGUUAAAGCGAACUUUGCAGCACUUCCAGAUUCUCACUUCAGGGUUAGGAUUCACAAAUUGGAAUCUCGUUGGAACAAGUGUGAUGUUCAG